Molecule: messenger RNA, 1536 nt
Organism: Penicillium cinerascens
Lineage: Eukaryota; Fungi; Ascomycota; Eurotiomycetes; Eurotiales; Aspergillaceae
Exons: 2
Coding region: 1-1536 (511 amino acids)
Source: RefSeq, a predicted model, not a curated record
AUGAAAGCGAAUGAGAUGAAGAAGAGGAUAUCUUCGCCCAGCAGGGACUCCAAACGAACCUCCCAGAACGACUCAAGCUUCCCAACAGUUAUUUGCCCCGAUGGAGAUAUGAUCAUUGAGUAUGCCGAGUCUUCGUCGACUGGUAGUCGACAGUGGCAAGUGUCCAGUAAAGCCCUCAUGCGCAACAGUCCAUACUUCCGGGCACUUUUGGACCCUGACAAGUUCGCUGAAGGACGGCUUAUCGCGGAAUACAUGGAAAGACAAGCGCCAAGUUGCGUUGGUUUGGCCUCCGAUACCAACCUGGACGGCAAUGUUGAUGCCCUCCAAUUUAACCUGCCAAUGGUAAAGAUUUCUGAAACUCAUUUGACGAAAUUAUGUGGGGCAGAGGCUAUCGAACUAUUUCUGAGAAUCCUCUGCGCAGAUGGCCUCAGCAAGGACCAAAAGGUGAUAUUCGAAAGCGAGCUGAGGGUGACCUCUCCGUCGAUCGUUGAAAGGACGAUCGAGAUAGCCGAAUCUUUCAGUUCACCUGAUAUCGUCAGGGAUACUCUCAAGAGAGUCUGGUACGUGUUUGGCAAGACCAAGAUCUCUCUGGACAAGUUUAGCGCCGCUCUCUUGAAGUCAACCGAAGAUCGCGUCCGGCAGAUCAUUAUCAUUGCUGCAUUUAUAGGGGAAACCAAGAUUGCAAAGAUCAUGAUGCACACACUGCUGGUCAUGGGCUCCAAGUAUUGGGAUGAUGGUCCAGAGCCGUCUACCACCAAUUGUCUUCGAUGGCGAUAUCUCGGAAAGGGAAUAGAAGAGGAGCUGUAUUUUCGGCGACAAUGUGUCAUGAACACCGUCACCGACCUGCAAGCGCACUUCCUUCGCGUAUACGGAGGCCUUGAAGAAAUUCACGAGACCUUGCACACCAGGCCUGCAUCAUCGCGACCCACAUUGGGCAUGUCAUUCUCUACCUCAAACUACAGCCGUGAAUACCAGUGUCGAGCCGGGUUUGGGAAUGGGAGCCAGUGUGAUCUAUUUCAUCUGGGUCAGAUGACUCGGUUCUUCGCGCUCAGAUCGAAAAGCAUCUUCCUGGGAUCUACGUUGAUCGAUCCUGAUUUUAGCAUGGACGAUGAUGAAGACAAUGACGACGUCGAGAACGGUGGUGCCACACCAGCACCAACUUGUUCAGGUCCACCCUCGGAUAUCAUUUCCCUAUUCGCAUCCAUGAAGCAGUACCCAGACUACCAAAUCGACACAAAUCACCAGGGCUGCGGAGUGAGGCGUCGAUUUCUCCCAGUGCUAGGCUGCAUCGAAAAAUUCAUUAUGGACCCGCGAGGUCUUCUUGGUAUCGAUCUUCAGGAAUGGGAAGACAACUCAAAACGUCCACAGAUUCAAUGGAGCAGUAAAGCCAACCGCAAGAACCAUAUUGUGGAUAUUCGCCUCGAGAAAAUCGUCUGCAUACACAUCUCGGCUAACUUUUCUUUGGCUCGUGCUGCUUCCCAAGAAGAGGAUGCGAAGCUAUUGUUUACAGCCAAGAGACGCAAUUGGGAAUCCUAG